AUGGAUAGCAAGAAUAUGUUGGAUGCUGCUCGCACAGGAAAUCUUGAGGUUCUUAAAUUUGUUCUUGAAGAAAAUCCGUCAAUUCUUGCUGAUUUAAGACUAAUAUCGCCCACAGAAUCUCUUCUACACGUUGCAACCAAAGCUGGGCAGCUUAAUUUUGUGCAUGAACUUAUGAAACUUGAUCCUGAAAUUGCUGAAGAAUUGAACAAGGAUGGCUUCAGGCCUCUGGAUAUUGCUGUAAUCAUGGGAAACUUGUUGAUACUAAAGGAACUUCUGAAGGCAAAUAGCAAAUUAUGUCGGCUCAAAGGCAAAGACCAAAGAACAGCUCUUCAUUAUGCUGCUAUCAAGGGUAGAGUUGAUAUUAUUGAUGAAUUGUUGUCUACGUGUCCAGAUUCUAUUCAAGAUAUCACAGGUCAUGGGGAGACUUUCCUUCACCUUUCUGUGAAAAAUUACCAGUGUGAUGCGUUUAGUAUGUCGAUCAAGUGGCUGGAGAGACUUGGCAUGGAAUCAGUUGUAAAUUUGGGGGAUUGGGAUGGGAACACUGUAAUGCACAUUGCAGUUUUUACAAAACAACACGCGGCCAUAGAACUACUCCUUAACAGUAACAGGGUCAGAGAAACAAUAAAGGUCAAUUCGACAAAUGCCAAACAUUUGACAGCACUAGAUAUAUUGGACAUUGUUAUUGAAAAUUCUUAUGAUGUCCGGAUCAGAGAAAUUCUACAAGCAGCAGGAGCAGUUAGAGCACAAGAUGCUCUUACUAUCAGAACAGAAAAUUCACCAAAAACCAAACCAAUCAAGCAGCUGGAAGAUCCUCUGCCUUCGAUGGAUUGGUUCAAAUAUUUCAAAUUUCAGAUGCAAAGAGAUUCACCUAGUGACACCCGAAAUGCACUAUUAGUUGUGGCUGCACUGAUUGCCACAGUGUCCUUUCAAGCAGGCGUGAAUCCUCCGGCAGGGAUUCUGGAUAACACUUCGGAUAAACAACCUUCCAUUGGCUCUGGAUAUCCACCACCAGGCCCACCCCCUUACUUUAUCCCAGCAGGGACGACUUUACUCGCUGGUGCUGCAGGAAUUUUAGGGUCUCAGGCUACUGCACAAUUGUUCUUGUUCGCCAACUCUUUAGGUCUCACUGCAUCAGUAUGCAUCAUAAUAUAUCUCACAGGAGGGUUUCCAUUUCAAAGGGAACUUCACAUAUCCUUAUAUUCUAUGAUGUUCACUUAUGGUUUCGCAAUCAGUGCUAUACUCGAAGGAGCCAAAGCGGAAAACAAAGUGGUUGCAUACAUCGUGUUAACAAUUGCCUUCAUUUUGCCAUUCGCACAGCGAUGGCUGCCAAGGUGGGGAAGAAAAGCUUGGAAGCAUUGGAAACAAAAGAGCAUGCACAGUUAA
This is a messenger RNA of Fraxinus pennsylvanica, 1383 nucleotides long. NCBI's taxonomy places the organism in Eukaryota, Viridiplantae, Streptophyta, Magnoliopsida, Lamiales, Oleaceae. The record is from the annotation of a GenBank genome assembly.